Molecule: messenger RNA, 4275 nt
Organism: Phlebotomus argentipes
Lineage: Eukaryota; Metazoa; Arthropoda; Insecta; Diptera; Psychodidae
Gene: Khc
Product: kinesin heavy chain
Exons: 8
Coding region: 156-3065 (969 amino acids)
Biological process (GO): microtubule-based movement
Molecular function (GO): microtubule binding; ATP binding; microtubule motor activity
Source: RefSeq, a predicted model, not a curated record
AAGUGAAAAUGGCCGAUUGAGGUGGAACAGUGUGUGGUUGCGGAAAGUUUUCAGUGGAAAAAAGAGCCUUGAUGUGCGGUUGUAUCGCUGGAAAAUAGUAUAAAUUUGCUUUAUUCAUUGCUCGUGACGCGUGAUUAGACAAGAGUGGCGAUAGAAUGGCGGGCACAGAGAGAGAAAUUCCUGCUGAAGACUCCAUCAAAGUCGUCUGUCGAUUUCGACCAUUGAACGACAGUGAGGAAAAGGCUGGCUCUAAGUUCAUCGUGAAAUUUCCCAACAGCAAUGAGGAGAACUGCAUAUCGAUUGGUGGAAAAGUCUACCUGUUCGAUAAGGUUUUCAAGCCGAAUGCAUCGCAGGAGAAGGUGUACAAUGAGGCGGCAAAGUCAAUUGUCUCCGACGUAUUGGCCGGAUACAAUGGAACGAUUUUUGCCUAUGGCCAAACAUCAUCUGGUAAAACACACACAAUGGAAGGUGUCAUAGGUGAUUCGAUAAAGCAAGGCAUCAUUCCUCGCAUUGUAAACGACAUCUUCAAUCACAUCUACACGAUGGAGGUGAAUUUGGAGUUCCACAUAAAAGUUUCCUACUAUGAGAUUUACAUGGACAAAAUUCGGGACUUGCUGGAUAUAUCGAAGGUGAACCUGAGUGUACAUGAGGAUAAGAAUCGUGUGCCUUAUGUAAAAGGUGCCACAGAGCGCUUCGUGUCCAGUCCUGAGGAUGUCUUCGAGGUGAUUGAGGAGGGCAAGGCGAAUCGCCACAUUGCUGUGACAAAUAUGAAUGAGCACUCAUCGCGAUCACAUUCAGUAUUUCUGAUAAAUGUGAAGCAGGAGAAUCUGGAGAAUCAGAAGAAGUUGUCAGGGAAGUUGUAUCUGGUCGAUUUGGCUGGUUCCGAGAAGGUGUCCAAGACUGGAGCUGAAGGUACGGUGCUGGAUGAGGCGAAGAACAUCAAUAAAUCACUGUCGGCACUUGGCAAUGUAAUAUCAGCACUUGCUGAUGGCAAUAAGACACACAUUCCCUAUCGUGAUUCCAAACUGACAAGAAUCCUGCAGGAAUCACUUGGUGGCAAUGCCAGAACGACAAUUGUCAUCUGCUGCUCUCCCGCAAGUUUCAAUGAGUCUGAAACGAAGUCCACACUCGAGUUUGGAAAGCGUGCGAAGACUGUGAAGAAUGUCGUAUGCGUGAAUGAGGAGCUGACAGCUGAGGAGUGGAAGCGGCGCUAUGAGCGUGAGAAGGAGAAGGUAGGCCGUCUGAAGGGUAAAGUGGAGAAGCUGGAAGCCGAAUUGGCGCGAUGGCGUGCUGGUGAGACUGUAUCUGCGGAUGAGCAGGUGAAUCUGCAUGAACUGAUGGAGGCGAGUACACCCAAUGUUGAUGUCGUCGAAGUGGAGAACGUGCCGCCAGCCCCUGUCCCGGCAACACCUAGUGGCUUGACCAUGAUUGGAUCGAUCAGUGCGGAAGAGCGUACGCGAUUUGAGAGUGAACGCGAGCGCCUCUAUCAGCAACUGGAUGACAAGGAUGAGGAGAUUAAUCAGCAUUCACAGUACGUGGAAAAGUUGAAGGAGCAGAUUAUGGAUCAGGAGGAGUUGAUUGGUAAUGCCAGGCGCGAUAAUGAGAAUCUGCAAACAGAGAUGACGCGCAUUCAGCAGGAGAACGAGAGCGCCAAGGAGGAGGUGAAGGAGGUACUUCAGGCGUUGGAGGAACUUGCUGUGAAUUACGAUCAGAAGAGUCAGGAGAUAGAGACGAAGAACAAGGAAAUUGACACGAUCAAUGAAGAGUUAUUGCAGAAGCAAGCACUUCUCAACACCACUUCGACGGAUUUGCAACAAUUGCGCGAUAUGUCGACACAUCAGAAGAAGCGAUACAACGAGAUCUUGUCAAAUCUGCUGCGUGAUCUGUCUGAGGUGGGCCAGGCGCUCAGCACGGAUAGUUCGGCGGAUUUGAAAUUGAACGCUGAUACAGCAGCUGGGAAAGUGGAGGAGGAGUUCACGGUGGCGCGUCUGUACAUAAGCAAGAUGAAGAGUGAGGCGAAGAAUUUGGCGCAACGCUGUCAGAAUCUCGAGGGUCAGACAAUGGAUUCGAAUAAGAAGAUGUCAGAGUAUGAGAAGGAUUUGGCGGACUGUCGACUGUUGAUUUCGCAACAUGAGGCGCGCAUGAAGAGUCUGCAGGAGUCAAUGCGAGAGGCGGAGAAUAAGAAGAGGACGUUGGAGGAGAACAUAGAUGCAUUGCGCGAAGAGUGUGCAAAACUGAAGGCGGCAGAACAAGUAUCAGCUGUAAGUGCGGAGGAGAAGCAGCGAGCUGAGCAGCUGAGGACGGCUUUUGAUAAGCAAAUGGACCAACUGCGUGAUGGACACACUGCUCAAGUGGCCGAGUUGCGAGAUGAGAUCUCAGAGAAACAAGAGGCUAUCAAUGAACUUAAGGAUUUGAACCAAAAAUUAACACUUGCUCAUCAGCAAAUGUCGUCGGAUUAUGAGAAGUUGAAGCAGGAGGAGGCGGACAAGUCCAGCAAGCUGCAAGAGCUCAUUCUCACCAAUGAACGUCGAGAACAGGCGAGAAAGGAUCUCAAAGGAUUGGAAGAUACAGUGUCGAAGGAGCUCCAGACACUUCACAAUUUGCGUAAACUCUUCGUGCAGGAUCUUCAAGCACGCAUUAAGAAGUCUAUUACAUCGGAGGACAACGAAGAUGACGGAGGAUCGCUGGCGCAGAAGCAGAAGAUCUCGUUCUUGGAGAACAAUCUGGAGCAGCUGACUAAAGUGCACAAGCAGCUGGUGCGUGAUAAUGCGGACUUGAGAUGUGAACUGCCCAAGUUGGAGAAGAGACUCAGAACGACGAUGGAGCGUGUGAAGGCGCUCGAGACUGCCCUCAAGGAGGCCAAGGAGGGCGCAAUGCGUGAUCGAAAGCGAUACCAAUACGAAGUGGAUCGCAUUAAGGAAGCCGUACGACAGAAAAAUCUUGCUCGACGUGGUCCUCAGGCACAAAUUGCCAAGCCAAUUCGUGCUGGUCAGGGACACAUUGUGAGCGGGAUUCGCGGUGGUGGCGGAAUUAUACCACCUGGAGCAAAUGCAGUUCCCCAGUAAAUUACUACAGUUUCUCUAAGCAUAAAAAUCGUUUUGUAAUAUUGAUUUAUUUUGUGAGACAAAACACUUGAAGCUGGAUUUUAUUCGAAAAAAAAUAUUCGACAAUUUUCCAAUUGCAAUUAUAUGUAGUAAUGAUAAUUUCUCCUUUCAUUAAUAUGAAAUUGAAUAUACUACAGUGUUUGGCACUGUCUGUAGCAUUUGUUCCGGUUCAAUUUGAGUUGAGUUCUGUCUCGUAAUAAUGCAUUGAAUAGUGGAGAAAUUAAUAUUUUAUAGAAAAAAAAUGCCGUUUAGAUGUGUUGGUGCUGCUGAUGUGAAAAUCAAAAAGCUUUUGUGGCACUAUUCUCUAGUUACGCGAUAGGAUAUUAAAUUAGAAAAGGGCAUUUUCCUACAUAUAUCGAAACUGCUAUCUUAUCUUCAGUGUGAAGUGAAUAAAAAAAAAAUGCUAUUUGAGAUUGAGAUUAGUGGUGAAAGACCUACAUUUACUACAUUAGACAUGAUUUAUCAAGGAAAUUUCCAGUGAAUUACUUUAAUGUUUUCCAUAAUGAUAUGGUAUUGAAAAUCUAAUGAUUAAUCUUAAUUAUAAAACAUUCGGUUAUACUUAUCUUCAUCAGGAUAUUAGAGAGGAGAUGAACAAUGUUUGUGAAUCUACUAUUUAAUUUGAAACUCUAAUGCAAUUUCCCAUUUACCUCUUCAUCAGUCAUGUCAUAGAUAUAAUGAAAAAGAAAUACAGCACAAGCUACGCUACUAAAUCACUUGAUAUGUUUUUAUUUUAACUCGCGACAACUGAUAUUCAACAAUGCGUAUAUUUUAGGAGUGCAUAGAAAAGAUGAUGUGUCAUUGUGAAAAAAAGCUAAUUUCCGCACUUUCGUACAUAUUGCCGUACUUGCCCUCCAAUUUCGAAAGCUAAACUUCCCCGCGAAUGGAUAAGCAAGUUGAGUAAAUGAAUAUAUGAAGGUAUAAUAAAACUAAUUCAGUGCUUCAUCGUUAGAUCAUAGUAAAUUAUUACAAUUUAUAAAUUAUUGUAUCAAAAUAAAAGUGAAAUGCAAAACUCUGCAAGAUGCAUAAUUUAAAAAUAAUUUCAUAAAUGUAUUUUUACAUAAAGGGAGUUAACUAUAAAAAUGAAGAAGCGAAUGCAAUAUAUUUUUUGUUUAAUUUAAUAUUGUGCAUACAUACUAAAUGAUAAAAUGAACAUUUUUUGAUGAGCUUUGGC